Sinocyclocheilus rhinocerous is the source of this 6153-nucleotide messenger RNA. RefSeq names its product transient receptor potential cation channel subfamily M member 1-like. The transcript has 28 exons. The record is from RefSeq and is a predicted model, not a curated record. Gene Ontology annotation, cellular component: plasma membrane. The coding region runs from base 348 to 5540 and encodes 1730 amino acids. Gene Ontology annotation, molecular function: calcium channel activity. Lineage: Eukaryota; Metazoa; Chordata; Actinopteri; Cypriniformes; Cyprinidae. Gene Ontology annotation, biological process: protein tetramerization; metal ion transport; monoatomic cation transmembrane transport.
GUAGGGAAUUAGAAUGUGCGCCUGAGCCAUCUGCGCCCAUAAAGCUCAUUUGUGUCUGCUUACGAGGAGAAAUUAUGCAUUAUCUGUUCUUAAAGCAGUGGAAACACUUUGAGUAUUGUUUCCUGGAAGGCAAUCACUUCUAUUUGAGGAGAACCUUCAUUGUUUUGUUACUGUUGUGAAGUUCACAGAAUUCGUCAUAGUUAAGGGCGGGAGAACCCAAAGAAUGAACAUCGGGAGAUGAGUUUGAGCGCUGAUAGUGCAGGGACCGCUUUACAGACAGAGCAAAAGAGGGUCUUGGAGGGUCCGACACGGUCAUGAGUCUCUGAGGUGCGGAGUGAACCGGACACAUGGAGUGGGGCGGUAGAAGAGCCAGUGGCUCCAUCAAACGGGCCUCCAUCAAACGCUCAGCAUCAAUGUCUCAGAAGGGCCAGAAAGCUUGGAUUGAAAAAACCUUUCACAAAAGAGAAUGUAUCCACAUAUUUCCAGCCAAGGACCCAACGCGGUGCGCCUGUGGUUAUCUAGUGACUCAACACUCGGCCAUUGCAGCAGGCGCAGUCACCAACAAGCCCUCCGAAGGGAACCAGCUUGUGCAAGUGGACCCUCCUCAGGAGAAAUGGUUGGUGGUCAAACAUACCCAGACCGUCCUCACAGACGCCUAUGGUACCAUUGAAUUUCAAGGAGGAGGAUUUAUCAACAAAGCCAUGUAUAUUCGGGUGUCAUAUGAUACUAAGCCGGACAGCUUGCUGCAUCUCAUGGUGAAGGAAUGGCAACUGGAGUUGCCCACGCUGCUUAUAUCAGUUCAUGGUGGCCUCCAGAACUUUGACCUGCAGCCCAAACUCAAGCAAGUUUUUGGGAAAGGCCUGAUCAAGGCUGCCAUGACCACCGGAGCAUGGAUCUUCACUGGUGGAGUCAGCACUGGAGUGAUCCGGCACGUUGGAGAUGCUUUGAAGGAUCACUCUUCUAAAUCCAGAGGGAAGGUGUGUGCUAUAGGCAUCGCUCCAUGGGGAAUCCUGGAGAGCAAAGAGGAUCUAAUUGGAAAAGAUGUGAACAAACCAUACCAGGCCAUCUCCAAUCCUCUGAGCAAACUUGCCGUUCUCAACAAUAGCCAUUCGCACUUCAUACUAUCUGAUAACGGCACAUGUGGGAAAUACGGGGCGGAGGUCAAACUACGCAGGCAGUUGGAGAAACACAUCUCCCUCCAGAAGAUUAACACGCGACUGGGCCAGGGUGUACCGGUGGUAUGUCUGAUUGUGGAGGGGGGUCCCAAUGUGAUCUCGAUUGUCCUGGAAAGCCUGCGUGAGGAACCACCUGUGCCUGUAGUGGUUUGUGAUGGCAGUGGUCGAGCCUCUGACAUUAUUUCCUUCGCCCACAAAUAUUCUGAGGUUGAAGGACUGGUAAACGAAGACGCAAAAGAGCAACUGCUGGUCACCAUCCAGAAAACCUUUAACUACAACAAAAUGCAGUCAGGGCAAAUUCUGCUCAUGGUCAUUGAAUGCAUGAAGAAGAGGGAGUUGAUAACAGUGUUUCGAAUGGGUGCUGAGGGACAAGAUGACAUUGAAAUGGCUAUCCUCACUGCGUUACUGAAAGGAACAAACGCAUCAGCUCCAGAUCAGCUGAGUUUGGCUCUGGCUUGGAAUAGAGUGGAUAUAGCACGCAACCAAAUCUUUGUGUAUGGACACAAUCUACCACCUGCAAGUGCCCUCGCUGCCAUCUCCACCAGCGCAGCACCAUCUCAUGAAAAGCAGAAAGGAGCCACUCAACGUAACAAAGGAAAGGCUAGAGGGAAAAAAGGCAAAGGAGGCAAAGCCAAACCAGAACAACCAAAGGAAACUGACCCCAGAAAGUUAGAACUACUGAACUGGGUGAACUCCCUCGAGCAGGCCAUGAUUGACGCUUUGGUUCUGGACAGAGUGGAUUUUGUCAAGCUCCUGCUAGAAAAUGGUGUAAACAUUCACCAUUUUCUAACCAUCCCUCGAUUAGAGGAGUUAUACAACACUAAACUUGGUCCUGCCAACACUCUGCAUAUUGUCGUAAGAGAUGUUAAAAAGGGGAAUCUCCCACCAGAUUACCAAAUCACAUUGAUCGACAUUGGACUGGUGGUGGAGUACCUGAUGGGUGGAGCCUAUCGCUGUAACUACACAAGGAAAAACUUCAGAGCUCUUUAUAACAAUCUUUAUGGACUAAAGAGGCCUAAAGCCCUAAAGCUGCUUGGAAUGGAGGAUGAUGAGCCCAGGCCAAAAGGCAAGAAGAAGCAAAAGAAGAAGAAAGAAGAAGAGGAGGACAUUGAUGUGGAUGACCCAGAGGUCAGCCGCUUCCAUUAUCCAUUCCACGAGCUGAUGGUCUGGGCAGUGCUGAUGAAAAGGCAGAAGAUGUCUCUGUUCCUGUGGCAGAGGGGCGAGGAGGGUAUGGCUAAAGCUCUGGUGGCCUGUAAGCUCCUCAAAGCCAUGGCUCAUGAGUCGUCUCAGAGUGAGAUGGUGGACGACAUAUCCCAGGAUCUCGAUAACAACUCCAAGGAGUUUGGAACCUUGGCCUAUGAGUUGCUGGAUCAGUCCUACAAACAUGAUGAGCAGCUAGCCAUGAAACUGUUGACUUACGAGUUAAAGAACUGGAGUAACUCUACCUGUCUGAAGUUGGCAGUGGCUGCCAAGCACAGAGACUUCAUAGCCCACACCUGCAGCCAGAUGCUCCUCACUGACAUGUGGAUGGGCAGCCUGAGAAUGGGUAAAAACCCAGGACUGAAGGUGAUACUCAGCCUCAUUUUCCCACCUUUUAUCCUGCUGUUGGAUUUCCGUCUGGGUGAUGACGUGUCUCAUCAAGUCACUGCAAAUAGCGAGGACAGGAAGACCAAGGAUGAUGAUAAGUCCGGCCGGGAUGCCAAUGCAGAUACAGCCUCUAAGAAAGGAGAUGAGGAGGAAGGUAAUAAGAAAAUGAGACGGAUUCCUAUUGGAACGAAGAUCUAUGAGUUCUACAAUGCCCCUUUCACCAAAUUUUGGUUCAAUACUAUUUCCUACCUUGGCUAUCUCAUGCUGUACAAUUAUAUAGUACUGGUGAAGAUGGAGCGUUGGCCAUCCUUACAAGAGUGGAUCGUCAUUUCAUACAUCAUCACUUUGGGGUUGGAGAAAGUCAGACAGAUUUUGAUGUCAGAACCAGGCAAGCUCAGGCAAAAGAUAAAUGUGUGGUUGGAAGAGUACUGGAACAUCACAGACCUGGCGGCCAUCUCGACCUUCUUGCUUGGGCUACUACUUAGGCUGCAAAGUGAACCUUACAUGGGCUACGGCCGUGUGAUCUACUGCGUGGACAUUAUCUUCUGGUAUAUCCGCGUACUAGACAUAUUUGGAGUCAACAAGUACCUAGGACCCUACGUCAUGAUGAUUGGGAAAAUGAUGAUUGACAUGCUGUACUUUGUGGUGAUCAUGUUGGUGGUCCUGAUGAGUUUCGGCGUGGCACGGCAGGCUAUCCUCCACCCAGACGAGGAGCCCACAUGGCGCUUGGCUCGCAACAUCUUCUACAUGCCUUAUUGGAUGAUCUAUGGAGAGGUGUUUGCAGAUUCGAUAGACCUUUACGCAAUGGAAAUAAACCCCCCCUGUGGAGAAAACUUAUAUGAUGAGGAUGGGAAAAAGCUUCCACCCUGCAUCCCUGGAGCCUGGCUGACUCCGGCCAUCAUGGCCUGUUAUUUGUUAGUGGCCAACAUCCUGCUUGUGAAUUUGCUCAUUGCUGUCUUCAACAACACAUUCUUUGAGGUUAAGUCCAUUUCGAACCAGGUGUGGAAGUUUCAGAGAUAUCAGCUCAUCAUGACUUUCCAUGACAGGCCAGUGCUGCCUCCACCAAUGAUUAUCUUUAGCCACCUCUACAUCCUUUUUCGCAAACUCUGCUGCCGCUGUAGUAAGAAAAAGGAGGGAGAACUGGAUGAAAAGGAUAAAGGAUUAAAGCUUAUUCUUACCCCGGACGAGCUGAAGAUGCUGUAUGAGUUUGAGGAGCAAUGUGUGGAGGAAUAUUUCAGGGAGAAAGAAGAUGAGCAACAGUCCUCAAAUGAUGAGCGUAUCAGGGUUACAAAUGAAAGGGUGGAGAACAUGUCCAUGUGCCUUGAGGAGGUGAAUGAGAGGGAGAACACAAUGAAGGCCUCCCUUCAGACAGUGGACCUUCGUUUGUCCCAGCUGGAAGACAUUAAUGGCCGAAUGGUGAAUGCCUUGGAAAGACUGGUGGGAAUCGACCACUCCGAACUCACCCGGACACGCUCAUCCGCCUCCUCUAUUUGCGACCCCUCCUCUCUCCAACGGCACAGUAGCAUCAACAGUGCUGAUGGGUACAGCCUCUACCGCUAUUACCUGGGUGUUGAUGACCGUCCACCUGAGGAGAAAGAGGCAGAUCUGAGUAAAACAAUAAGCACUACAAACCUCAACACAAAGGAAUAUGGCCAGAAUCUAGAGGUGGAUAUUCCAGGGGUAAAAAGACGCCUUGGCUCAUGUGUGGACAUCCGAAUCUUCCCUUGUGAUAAGGAUGUUGAGGUUGAAGGGACAAAGCCAGAAUCACCCAAAUCUACAGUUCCUAACAACCAGACUUCUUCAGAUAGAGCCACACUGAAAGAAGCCUUGAUCAUGGAGAGAGCAAAACUUCAGGCGACUACCUCCUACCCUCUAGAAAAGGUGAAAGCUUUUCAAUACUAUCCUGGAGAAAUACAAAGCACAUCCCCGUCCACUGUACGAAGGUGUUGGAGCACAAUCUCAUUUGAUCAAGCAAGUGGAAGAGAACCAAAUCUAGAAGGAGAAGGAAUGGGUGGGUCUCCAGCUACAAGACGUUGGAGUGCUGGCUAUGAGUAUAAGGUACACCCUAGUGUUUUUGGUCAGACGCCAAAGGUAUCAACGGUAAGACCCUUGGUAGACCAGAUUGACCAAUUUAGCAACAGUUUCAAGGUAGAGCAACAUUCUGACCAGCCUGAGCAACAAAUGCUGAGAGUUUCUUCUAGACAUAGUAUAGAUGAGAUGGGAAUGCAAGAUGGGGAGAAGACAAUGGACAGUUCAGAUGGAUCAGUGAAUCUUGAACGACGUCAGUCAAUUAUUGAAGAUGGGAUAAGAAAGGGUGAAGAGCUACACUCAGCGGGGACGACUGGAAGACAGGCAUCACUUGAUGUAGAUCAGGUAAAUCAGGAAGAAGGGAGUGACAAUGUGGACAAAUGCCUGAAAGAUACUGAGCAGGAAGUGACAAAGGAACCAGAUGAUCCUGAAGGAGGUCUUGAAAAGGAGGAAAGUUCAGAGAAGCAAGACGGAGAGCAAACAGAGGAGAUACCAACAGGUGUAGGUCCCUUUGAUUCUGAAGUCCAAGCUGAUGGUAGCCAUCUGCUUCUGCCAGAAGACACAAUGUUCCUCCCUGGAAGAUCUAAAAGCUGGUCCACAAAACCUUGCAAGUCCUUAGAAAACAGCUUGAAAAGAGCCCACGGAUCAAGCAGUGAAAGAGACCUUGCUGGAACAUUUGGGGACUCUCCUGAUGAUCCAGGUAAACCAGCACAGAAGACAAUAGACGAUGCACCAUCAAACGAACCGUGACCAGACACUCCAGAGGGAGUCCAAUAAGAUCAGAAAUUCAACAGACAAGAAUGACACACACAUUAAAUUCUGUAUAUCCACCUAUAACACUAUAUACUUACAUUAACAGUAUGCACUCAGGUGUCAUGAUCAAGUUAACCGAGUAGCAAAUCUCUGAAGCCAUAGUAUCAACUAUCCAUUAUUUGUGUGCUUGCACUUAAAGUAUUUCCAUCAGUAUAUGUAUUUAAUGUACAAAAUACAUUAUGUGACGGUAUGUAUCCCUGCUCACUGCUUUAUUAUGUAUUAUGGUUUAGAUGUUUUUUGACUGGUAAAAUGACAGUAUUAUGAAAUUUUAUGGGCUAAAAAGUAAGGCUAUGCAAACUGAACUAGUCAAAGGACAAAAUGAGUCUACCUCAAUGCAAAAUGUUUGGAGUUAGCAUGUUGUAUGAGUGGUGCAUUCUGUUUAUUGUGGGAAUAAGACUGUGUAAUAGCACCAUCUGCUGUUCUGGAUGAUGAACUGCUGGAAAAAAGAAGAACUACACGAGAAAAAAAUAAGCUGAAGACAAGUUUAUACAGUAUUUACUUUGGUUAUAUGUAGUAUAAAAGUCUACAAUUAAUAAAACCACACUUCAAA